UUUUCGUUCUUAUUUAUAUAUAUCUCAAGAACAAUUUCAACGGUGGAUACUGUCCUGUUGACAGAUUCCAAAGAGUUUCAGAACAUGGGUAAAGUCAAAGAAAGCAUAGAAGAAGAAGGACAAUUGUCAAAUCCUCUGCUGCUUGUUGAAGAGAGUUGUGGUGGAAGUGACGAGAAUGGAUCUUUCUCUCCCACAACUUCUAUGGUUGUGCUUAGCACCUUCGUUGCUGUGUCUGGAUCCUAUGUUUUCGGUUCUGCUGUGGGAUAUUCCUCACCAGCUCAGUCUGGAAUAGUGGAAGAACUGGGCCUUGUUGUGGCACAGUACUCGCUUUUCGGUUCAAUAUUAACAAUUGGGGCAAUGAUAGGCGCAAUAGUGAGUGGCAAAAUAUCCGAUUACAUCGGUCGAAGAGGUACAAUGGGCAUCUCUGAGAUAUUCUGCAUUGUGGGAUGGCUUUGCAUAGCUUUCUCUAAGGUUGCUUGGUGGCUUGACCUUGGAAGACUUUUAGUUGGAUGUGGGAUGGGGCUUCUUUCUUAUGUGGUACCUAUUUAUAUAGCAGAAAUAACACCGAAGAAUAUUCGAGGGGCAUUUACAGCAGUUCAUCAGUUGAUGAUAUGCUGUGGGGUGUCAUUGACAUAUCUCAUUGGGGCUUUUGUGAACUGGCGCAUUUUGGCUAUUCUUGGAACAAUUCCAUGCAUAAUACAACUUCUAGGUUUAUUUUUCAUUCCAGAAUCUCCCAGAUGGCUAGCAAAGAUCGGCCAAGAAAAAGAGUGUGAAGCUGCUUUACAGCGCCUUAGAGGAGAGAAUGUCAAUAUUUCUCAUGAAGUUGCUGAAAUUAGAGAUUACACAAAGACCCUUCGACGGCUAUCCGAAGCUAGCACUAUUGAACUAUUCCAGUGGAGAUAUGCUCGUUCACUUUUAGUUGGAGUUGGCUUGAUGGUGUUGCAACAAUUUGGAGGAGUUAACGGCAUUGUAUUUUAUGCAAGUGCUAUAUUUGUUUCGGCCGGAUUUUCUGGUAGUGUUGGGACUAUAGCAAUGGUUGUUGUUCAGGUUCCAAUGACAGCAUUAGGGGUUGUUUUGAUGGACAAAUCUGGACGAAGACCGCUCCUUCUGGUUUCUUCUGCUGGAACAUUCUUGGGGUGCUUUCUUGUGGGAUUAUCAUUCAUCUUGCAGGAUCUUCAACAGUGGAAGGGAGCUACUCCCAUUUUAGCACUUGUUGGAGUACUGGUGUAUACAGGAUCAUUCUCAUUAGGCAUGGGAGGAAUUCCUUGGGUUAUAAUGUCAGAGAUAUUUCCCAUAAACAUGAAGGGAUCGGCUGGAAGCCUUGUGACAUUAGUUAGCUGGUUAGGAUCUUGGAUUAUCUCAUUUUCUUUCAACUUCUUAAUGGAUUGGAGCUCAGCAGGAACAUUUUUCUCAUUCUCGAUCAUAUGCGGAUUAACUGUCGUGUUUGUCGCCACGUUGGUACCGGAGACAAAGGGAAGAACGCUGGAAGAAAUACAAGCAUCCUUGAAUCCCAUUUCGGCAAAAGAUUAAUGAACUAACUUUGGCAUGCUCAAAUGAUGAUGUUGUUACCGAAGAGUAAAAAGAAAAAUGAUUUCCAAGGUUGGCUGAGUACUCCAAGUCUUACAUCUGGCUUCUUGCUUAUAUGUACUUCCAAACAAUAGAUGGGCUUAAAAUGUUUUGUUUUGUUACUAUGUCAAUUUUGAAUAACUAUUUAACGUUUAAGAUUUGUGGUUGCGCACUUACUCAUUUUGUUCAAAAACUUUUAGGAUAAAUUUUGUGAUGAAAUCAACCGCAAGUUUCCGCA
This is a messenger RNA of Morus notabilis, 1804 nucleotides long. Its product is annotated as sugar transporter ERD6-like 5. The coding region runs from base 85 to 1530 and encodes 481 amino acids. Gene Ontology annotation, cellular component: membrane. The transcript has 20 exons. Lineage: Eukaryota; Viridiplantae; Streptophyta; Magnoliopsida; Rosales; Moraceae. Gene Ontology annotation, molecular function: sugar transmembrane transporter activity. Gene Ontology annotation, biological process: transmembrane transport; carbohydrate transport. The record is from RefSeq and is a predicted model, not a curated record.